This is a messenger RNA of Pectinophora gossypiella (pink bollworm), 3321 nucleotides long. RefSeq lists its product as uncharacterized. The transcript is spliced from 2 exons. Lineage: Eukaryota; Metazoa; Arthropoda; Insecta; Lepidoptera; Gelechiidae. The record is from RefSeq and is a predicted model, not a curated record. Bases 1 to 3321 code for a protein of 1106 amino acids.
AUGCCACUUGAUAGUAUAUCGUUGUUUGUGGACAAGUUUCAAGUUUUUCUUACAUCGUGCAUUCUUGUUCUAUGGCUGUCUACAUUCAUUCAAAGCAGCAAACCACUCAAUAAGAGGCAACAGGCAGUGUGGCGUAUAGAGUGUGAGUUGGGCGUCAUUUCUGACCCAGAUUGCCCAGUUGACGGAGGCUGGACCACGUGGGAACCUUGGUCCGCUUGCCACGGGUCUUGUGAUGAUGCAGGUCAUCACCAUAGGACAAGGCAAUGCGUCAAUCCCGUUCCAUCCGACGAUGGCAUACCUUGCAGUGGGCCCGAGGAAGAAAUAGAACCUUGCUACCUUACCAACUGCACAGUCGAAGACUAUAGGAAACUAACCGAAGGUGAUUCCACGAGAAUGGAAGCUUUCCACCAGUUGGAGACAGUACCAGCCCUCAUGGAGCGAUGUCUGCAAAUUGAAUGCCGUUAUUCAGCGAUCGAAAACGCAUUAGCCACUGAUAAUACUUGGCAAUUGGACGCCGAAGCUUUAUGGAAUUCGCUGCAGUGUGUGAAGCAUAAUGUCGGUUGUCCUGUGAUAGGAGAAUGGGGCAGCUGGGGGGCGUGGUCGUCGUGCGGCGCUCGCUGCGGCCGCGGCCUGCGCUGGCGGCUGCGCAGGUGCGACACUCCGCCCCCCUCCAAUGCUCAACUUGUCUGUACAGGGACCCCGCUGCAAGCCGAGGAAUGCGAGGGUGACCAGUGCGCUUCCAGUAGUGAGGUGAAUACUGGUGGCCAGUGGAGCACUUGGAGUCAAUGGACAGCUUGCUCCGAAAAAUGUGGAAUAGGUGUGAGACACCGUCGACGAUCUUGCCUUGAGAAAACGAUUUCCCGCCCUGUUGGCCUUUGGGGCACCCAUUGUGUCGGACAGCAUGACGAGUUCGAGGUCUGUGAAAGUAACGACUGCUUGCUGAGUGGAGGUUGGUCAGGUUGGGGCGCCUGGGGUCCCUGUUCGCAGUCUUGCGGCGCUGGCAAAAGAUCCAGGACUCGAUCUUGCACGAGACCAGUACCCUCAGGAGGUGGCAAAAAUUGUAUUGGAUCUAAAACUGAAUUCAUGGCUUGCUACCUAAGUCCUUGUGAGGCUUUCACCCACGUCGUUGUUUUAUUGAAUGGCGACUCCUUUUUGCAGUACAAUUUUGACAAAAAGCGAUCUACUCUCUUCCAUUUCUUUGUACGGUUUAUGCCAUUGUCGCCCCGAGGAACUCUCGUCCGCCGAGGAGCGGUGCACAGUCCAAAUGUACGGCUCAGUUUGCAGAAAUGGCACGUCUGUUUAGAUGCUAGCGGUACUUCGUUGUCGUGUACAAUACCAAGAAUUUGCUCGCCCGCCGUUAUAGAACCAGCAAUCUGGCAUACAGCACUUGUCACAGUCACCAGCGAAGCAGCGAGUCUCAGGAUGGACGAUGCCAUAGUCCCUAUCAGAGCUUCUUUCCCUUGUGAUCCUGAAUUGUUAGACAAUAAAAUGAACAUUUUAGUCGGUGAAAAGUUACAUGGAGAGAUACAAGAGAUGGUUUUAAAUUUCAUUCCUUUAAAAAUGGUUGUUGAACGUAAUCGAAGAACAGUGAGAUCAGAAUUCUUCCCUACUUCCGCUUCGAACGUAGCCUUUGAAAAGGCAGCCAUUGAAGAAGCAUAUUUACCUCUAUACAAUGACCAAUACCUCCGAUUGCCUUGUUUUAACGAACAAGAAGAGUGGCGAUUGGAAUUGACUAUUAAAUCUAAAAGAGAAUCGGGCACUAUACUUUUCUUAAGAGACGAAUCCACCAAUAGUUGGCUACACAUGGGGUUGCAAAACAUGAGAUUAAAAUUGAAAGUUUCUAUUGAAGACCUUCAUUCAGAGAAUAGUGGCUCUACGGAGUGUCCUCCCGAUCAAUGGCUUGACGUUCUACUUAUGAAGAAGCAGGAGACUAACACGAUUGAAGCAUCGAUAAACGGAGGUGAACGCUUACAUGUGGUGUUAGAAGAAACUGCUAUCAAACGUCGGGAGAUGUCCAACAAGCACAUUGCUCCUAAGAAUGGACAAUGCGAGUAUAAAUCGGAUUCAUUUGCAAUUUGCAACGACGAAUUUUUUGUGGGCGGUGUUCCUGGUGAAAACCGAGCUAAAACCGAAGAGUUUACACCGUUUUCAGGUUUGAUUGCGUCGAUAAGUAUAAACAAUGUUUUGCAGGAUCUACAUUCCUUUAGUGUGGAACGAUGUAAAGACGAGAAGAUCCAAGUAUCUUCUAGGACUGCGAGCGUAUCUGGAUCCUAUCAGGAGACCGCAUGGGGAAAAUCGAAUCGAUUAAACUUAACAUGUCUGCACGCCAGAAGCACUCGGUCACCGCACGCCGCGCAUUGGCUUUAUCUCGACACCACUAUCGGAAAUAUUUUCAAAGAUAAAACAGUACGAUCCGUCGAUGACGGAAGAGUUCUUCGGCUUGUCGCUUCCGCAGAUAAUGAUCUCAGAGGAUUCUACACGUGUCGAGCGCAUACUAACAAACGUACACGUAAUAUCGUUACUUACGGAGUUAUUGGGAAAAUCAGGUACAAUUUGUCUGGACCUGAUACGACCACGGCGCUAGCAGUCAUCACCACCGUGUUGUUAGUGGUAGCUACUCUCGGGUGGCUUUUCAUUGAAGGCGUGCAUGACCUGCGCACAGGGUUCGGCUUUUUCCGCGACGCUCACUUGACUCCAGAAGAGGAGGCUGAAGCCGUAUGCAGCUAUAUCGAUAAUAAUAUUCAUCUGCUGUCAUCCCCAAGCGUAGCAGAAAUAGCAAAGGCCAGAGCAAGACUGCGGGGGCGUCAAAUAGCGUUGACUAGUCGGUCUAGCUUCGCAGCUCAAGAACCACAAGGGCUGAUGCAAAUAGAAAACCAGCCGAUAAAAGAGAUACCACUGCACUUGAACAUAACGGCAGAAGAGAACUCUACGAGUGAGCCGGAGGACUUGCCGGCACUGCCUGAGGAGAAAACUUUGAAUGUGAGUCCAACGCACGAUGUGUACAGAUGUGAACAGAGCUACGUCAGCUCGCCCAGACACGGUUCAAUAACGUCUCCAAGGGGGAGGCUUUCAUCAUCUUCUUCGUUUGAACUUGCGUCACCUCGGUUCUUAUGCAAUCGCCUCCUCGUUGCGAGACGAAUAUACUCCUCCAGAGAAAGUCUUAGGUCAAGAAUAAGAAAGAGUCCUCGUUACCGAAAUUUCGACAUCAGUCACAAUAUAAGAUCCAAUCUGUUGACUAUAAAAUCGUCGACAUUCGUCAACGUGUCGCCAGCACAGAAGAUUUUACAAAGGUUCCAACAACUUAGAAAUGACGAUUAUUGA